Messenger RNA from Myxocyprinus asiaticus (Chinese sucker), 1802 nucleotides. RefSeq names its product synaptophysin-like protein 1. Gene Ontology annotation, cellular component: synaptic vesicle; synaptic vesicle membrane. The record is from RefSeq and is a predicted model, not a curated record. NCBI's taxonomy places the organism in Eukaryota, Metazoa, Chordata, Actinopteri, Cypriniformes, Catostomidae. Bases 336 to 1055 code for a protein of 239 amino acids. The transcript is spliced from 5 exons.
ACACUCGGCGAAAGGAAACAGCAACUAUGUUGCAUUCUUUUUAGUUCUCCUCAUUAUGACGUAUACGUGGGUCAGAUACAUUUAAACCAAAUCUGUUUAGAAUUUAAAUACAUUAUCUAUUAAAAUCGUAAUUAUCUUGGGAAAAUAAUACAGUGUAAAUCUCCACGUUUCUAUGUAAUCUGAGUCAACAGUACUGUUUUUCUCGCGGAGGCGGAGCAGCAUCAUUUACCAAAGAACCACGUCACUCUGUCAAACUUGCAGUUUUUUAUGAAAACUUGAGCAAGAUUCAAGACCCCCUUUUUCUUCCUGGAGUCUAUCUGGGUCGGUGGGCAAAAAUGCAGACUGGAUUCAGAAUAAAUUUAAACCCCGUCAAAGAGCCGCUUGGUUUGGUUAAAGUCGUGGAGUGGCUCACUGCAGUGUUUGCGUUUGGGACCUGUGGGGGAUUUACAGGACGAAAUGUGCUUUCCAUCUUCUGUGACGGAGGCAGAAAUGAAACACUUAGUGCCACUUUCAACUACCCAUUCAGGUUAAACCAGGUUUUGCUGGUUGAGAAAAACACCACCCUUUGCAACCGCACAGUUUCUGAAACCCAUCUGGUUGGAGACUCCUCAUCCUCGGUGGAGUUCUUCGUUGCUGUGGCUGUCUUGGCCUUCCUGUAUGCCAUGGUGGCUCUGCUGGUGUAUCUGGGCUACAUGCACGUAUACAGAGACUCUGACUUCGGCCCAAUGUUUGAUUUCGUGGUGACAGCAGCCUUUGCGUUCCUUUGGCUGGUGUGCUCGUCGGCAUGGGCGAGGGGUCUGCAGAUGGUGAAAGACGCCACCAGUACAGCUGGCAUUGACUCCACUCUGGGGCUCUGUAAGGAGAGGGAUGUCAAGUGUGAAGUCACUGAAUUUGCAAGCAUACGCUCACUCAAUAUAUCUGUGGUAUUUGGUUACUUGAAUCUCAUCAUAUGGGCCGGGAACGCCUGGUUUGUGUAUAAGGAGACACGCUGGCACUCAAAGAAGGUCAACGUGCAAAAUGCCGCGGGGCGUGGCCCUGCUCCUGCCUCCAUCUAAACCCCGCCCCCAAAUGAUUGCCGCACACAAUAACAAACCACAUCUCAGCAGUUUCCCUCUUGAAUUGCAUGUUUCUUCAAUCAAACAAUAUAAAUGUUUAUUUCUUCUUUAUUUUUAAAUCAGAACGAAACAGCUUGUAUUUACUUUUAAAUUGCUUUUAAGAAUGAUUUUUGUCAACAUUGGUACUUUAUGAUGUUUUACUUACAUGUUCCAGUAUUAAACAUUUUAUUAUUGUAUGUAUUAUCGGGGGAAUCUCAUGAGAACAUGUCUAAGCCACCCCAAAAUCUAAAGAAAAAAGUGAGAAUUUAUCUAAAAAAUAUUAUGAGCUAAUAUGCUGAAUUGUCAUGAAACUAUUUUCACAAUGCAAAUCAUUUUAAUGGUUCAACAAAAUAAAAGUAUAAUUUCAUUUAUUUUAUUUUAUUUAUUUUUUUUGAGGGUGAAAUAUGCCCUGUGUUUUUGACAGGUUUCAUGAGAUUCAUCCUAUUGCAUUUUGAAAUUCUAUCCUCUUAGUUCAUAGCUAUUUCUAUUAUUUUUAUGUUUAUUUUACAUUUUUGUAUCCUCAUAUCUUUUAUAUUGUGAUCUAUGUUUUUAUGCAGUAUUAUGCAGCAGCAUUUGGAGUGUUUGGUACACUUAUUAUUUUACUUCCAUUCUUAUUCUUGUGUCUUAAAUGUAUUUUUUAGUGAAGCAUUGCUCUCCUUGGAAAAAAAGUGUAUAAUGUUUUUAUUGAAUAAAACUGACUGUGAAUUC